GGGAAAAUGGCGUCGCAUAGAGAAGUGCGAAUGGAAGACCAGUAUACCCUUUUUAUGUCUGAGAUUGACAAGAAAGAGAGGGAUGAAAAAAAAAAACUGAGAGGCCAUGGAUUCGAACAGAGUCCAGGAACAUCCAGAAAGCGGAAUGCUCAAGAUGGUGUCAAAUUUGGGGUUCCCAAAAAACUUCAGCAACAGCUUGGAAAACAAAUGCUGGGUAUCAUGAUGCAAACUAAAAACAAUCCUGAACAGAAACCUUCUUCUGAUCAGUUGAAGCAAGUCAUGUUGCUAAUGCAGCAAGAGUUCAACCAGCAAUGGGACAAACAGAAAACUGAGUUGGACACAAAAGAGACACCACCACCACCACUACCCUCAGCAUCGCCACCCCCGCCGCCGCCACCACCACCACCUCUCCCUCAAUCAGAAAAAAAUAGAUGGAGGCCACCAUCUCCUCCCUACCCACCUCCAUCAUCAUCUCCAUUGUCUAAUACUCAUGGCAGACAUAGUUCACUGACAAGUAGUGCGGCAACAUCAAGUUCAGCUGGUCCAAGUAUAACACAGUUUAAAAGUUUGCCAUUACCGCCACAUGAAUUGUUAAAAAAGAAGAAACAGGAUCCUGUAAAGAAGUCCUCUAGUCAAGUUUGUUCAAGUAAAACUUUAAACCAGGCAUCUUAUUUGUCUGAAAAAAGAAAGCAGUUGCCUGUGUCACACUCUAUCUCAUCAUCAAGCCAGUUAAGUAACGAAACAAGCAAGACACAGUUGAAAGGAGAAAAACGCUCACAUGUACCUAGUCUGACUUUAGAACAAACAAACUUGUAUGAAUUCAUGAAGAGCCAACUGAAGACAGGUAAUGAAUCUGACCAUUCACACCCAAUGCAGUCCUUAACAGAGCGGGAUAGUUUAUUUGCAAGGUUCAAACAAAGUGUGCCAUCCCAGUCAGCAAGUGACAUGUUCAUACAGCGGUAUAAGACACCAUCCAAUAUUGGGAGUUUAACUCAUGAUGAUGAGAUUCCAAAACAACACUGUGAGCAAGAUAACAAGCAUACCGAUGAAGGGAAACCUUCAAAAAAGAUGAUAGAACAAACCAUGAAUUUAAUUGAAUGUGGAUUGAAGUCUGGUAACUUGACAGGUGCAAAAGCUAUUCAGCUGAAAGAGGUUCACAAACAAUUGGCUACGCACUUGGGAAGACUUGGUGGUUCCAGCCAGCAUGGUGAUCUGAAGCAGAAGAGGGAUGCUGGCAACUUCAAAUCAUCUGAAUCUCAUUUUGAAAAAAGAACAAGUCCUGUCAUUUUGACCACACAACAGUCCGAAGUUCAAAGUAGUGCACAGAAAUAUAAAUUGUCUAGUGCGCCUGUUGAAGUUCCAAGUGGUAUUGGAAUGAUGACUUCAUCUCAUGGUCACAGUGGUGUUGGAAUCAUGGAUUCAUCAAGUGGUAAAGGUAGGAGUUCUUCUGGCCAAGGUACUCAUGGAAUGAGGAGUUCACUUCCAGGUCCAGUCGGUAUUGGAACAAUGGGUUCAUCUGACCAAGGUACUCGUGGAAUGAGGGGUUCACUUCCUGGUCCAGGCGGUAUUGGAACAAUGGGUUCAUCAGGCAGGCAAAGUAACAUGAAAAUGAUGUCUUCAUCAUCGAGUCGUCAAGAUGGUGUUGGGAUGAUGGGUUCAUCCAGUGGCCAAGGAGCUCAUGAAAUGAUGGGUUCAUCCAGUGGCCAAGGACCUCAUGGAAUGAUGGGUUCAUCCAGUGGCCAAGGACCUCAAGGAAUGAUGGGUUCAUCCAGUGGCCAAGGACCUCAUGGAAUGAUGGGUUCAUCCAGUGGCCAAGGACCUCAUGGAAUGAUGGGUUCAUCCAGUGGCCAAGGACCUCAUGGAAUGAUGGGUUCAUCCAGUGGCCAAGGACCUCAUGGAAUGAUGGGUUCAUCCAGUGGCCAAGGACCUCAUGGAAUGAUGAGUUUAUCUGGUAGUCAUGGAGGUGGAGCUAUUAUGUCAGAUAUACUGAAAGCACUCUCUUCAAGUCAAGAUGGAGCAGAGAAGAUGAGGAUGUUGCAGUCGAUGCCUAAUCAUCCAGACAGGGCUAAGCUUCUGGCUGUAGCUCUGGCGUUGUGUGGUGUUAAAGGUCCUGAUAUAUUUGCAACCCUUAAGAAAGUAAUGCCUGAUGAAGAAUCAAGAACAUCUUCUCAGCAGCCAACAUCUCAUGCAGUUCAAGCUUAUGGUGUUAAAGGAGCCAGUUCCAAGGGUCAUGUACCAAGUCUGAUGAGCAUCAGCUUACCGUCAAGUGAACACACAAUUGAACCAUGUGGGAGUGGAUUAAUAGGAAUACCAACAAAAUCAGAAAGUGGUGAUACAAGAAUUGACAAUAUAUCUGGGAGUCGUGACAAACCACAAAGCCAUGACAGACCCCGUGAGAGAUCUGAAAGCAGAGGUCGAUCUGAUUCUAGAUUAGUAGAGCGUGUAGUUUCAAGUAGGAAUAAGUCUGGGCCAGGAUACUGUGAAUUAUGUAAAGUGCAUUGUGGGGAAUGG
Saccoglossus kowalevskii is the source of this 2511-nucleotide messenger RNA. RefSeq lists its product as uncharacterized. NCBI's taxonomy places the organism in Eukaryota, Metazoa, Hemichordata, Enteropneusta, Harrimaniidae. The record is from RefSeq and is a predicted model, not a curated record. Gene Ontology annotation, molecular function: zinc ion binding; nucleic acid binding.